AUGCCUCAUAGCAGCGGUGAGAAGAGAGGUAGCUCAUCUUCAUCCAAUGACCAUGAGAAUGAGAAUCAAAAGAGGCAGAGGUUAAAAGAGGCAGCAUUGGCCCGCAAACAGGCGGAGGCAGAAAGAGAAAUGCAGUCCACACCAGAGAGACCACUGGCAACCAAUACUACGGUAACCCCCCCUUCUGUACCUACAGAAGAGUACAACCCAGCAGGAGUUGACUCCCAACUUCGGAAGAGUGCAGGGAUACGUAAAGCACUGCAAGACGAACAAGAGGCUGACGCUGGAGCUGAUGCUGGAGCUGAUGCCAUGGAGCAAGAAGCUGAUGCAGGGGAAACUACUGUACCAUGUCCAGAGCCUCCAGCACCUCAAGCACCCAAUAGGGCAACCGCUGACCCUCAGUACUUGCCGAAGGAAGAGCAGCUAGAGAUACUGAGAAGGAGUGCCACUAAGGAGAUGAUCCACAUGAAUUUGAACAAGUUUGUUGGCAAACGCAUUUUUCCUAAUGCAAAGUUUCCACUAUCUGAAUUGCACAACAAGGCUGUAUGCAAGUUGGCCGUAGGGUCAGAGGUGGUGAGGUUAGACCAAGGGGUGGACCCAGAAGUAUUUGCGGAAGAGUACCACAAGAGUGUGAAAGAACGGAUGGCGGCAUUGCGACUGAAUUGUCACAAUGCUGCAAGAUCAAAGUUUCUAAAUGACCUGAAGCUUGACAAAGUCCCAUCCGAUAGCUUGGUGGUCGAUCUCCUGGAAAAGAACACUGAUGCAGCUGUUGGAUACAGGAGUUGUGGCCAAGGAUAUCGAGACUACCUGACAAAGGAUGGCACAAAAGAGGAGACCAUCAGCAACAUCUUCACCGUGAGUAACGAGGCAUUUGCCCUGGUGCUACUUGAGAACUAUGAGAGUCGUUGGAGGAAACAGCAUGAGGAUCCCAAAUCAGCAAGACUCCGAGGUAAGGAACAUGCUGCUAUAAGCAAGGAGUUCAAGGCAAAAUUCAUAUCAAGUGACGAUGGCUUGAAGCUGAAGUCAUCUGGUUGGAGCCGACAGGGAAUUGAAAGCUACAACAAGAAGUUGAGUUCAAUUGGUAGGUUAAGAAGGCAAUCCCGCACAGGGGCAGCCCUAGAAGAGUACAAACUGUGGAAGAUGCGUGGUGGAGCAGACAUUUAUGUAAAGGGCACAGUGCCUCCUACUGCAAACGAGAGACAGAUACCUAUUGCUGAAGGAUCGCUGGCUGUCCUUCCGGAAGCAUUGGAAAGUAUGUUUGCAGAGGUCUAG
Molecule: messenger RNA, 1272 nt
Organism: Cylindrotheca closterium
Lineage: Eukaryota; Bacillariophyta; Bacillariophyceae; Bacillariales; Bacillariaceae
Source: the annotation of a GenBank genome assembly